Pan troglodytes (chimpanzee) is the source of this 9151-nucleotide messenger RNA. Its product is annotated as putative postmeiotic segregation increased 2-like protein 3. Gene Ontology annotation, molecular function: ATP binding; ATP-dependent DNA damage sensor activity; mismatched DNA binding. Gene Ontology annotation, cellular component: MutLalpha complex. The transcript has 12 exons. The coding region runs from base 325 to 1293 and encodes 322 amino acids. The record is from RefSeq and is a predicted model, not a curated record. Gene Ontology annotation, biological process: regulation of DNA-templated transcription; somatic hypermutation of immunoglobulin genes; mismatch repair. NCBI's taxonomy places the organism in Eukaryota, Metazoa, Chordata, Mammalia, Primates, Hominidae.
CGGCCCGGGCCCCUCGGGAGCAGAACAGCCUUGGUGAGGUGGACAGGAGGGGACCUCGCGAGCAGACACACGCGCCAGCGACAGAAGCCCCGCCCCGGCCUCUCGGGAGCCGGGGGGCAGAGGCUGCGGAGCCCCAGGAGGAUCUGCCCUGGGAGAAUCGUAAUAAUGCAGGAACAGUCUGCAGGGAUUCUCUGCUGCUGCCUCAGUUGCUAGGGGAAGAGACUGGGCCUUAGCAGGCCGGAGCACUCGUGACUUCAGUGACCUGCUUCUGCCCCUCUAGGUCUAUCAGCCACAGUCUCUGCAUGUUUCCAAGAGCAGCAGAAAAUGAACACAUUGCAGGGGCCAGUGUCAUUCAAAGAUGUGGCUGUGGAUUUCACCCAGGAGGAGUGGCAGCAACUGGACCCUGAUGAGAAGAUAGCAUACGGGGAUGUGAUGUUGGAGAACUACAGCCAUCUAGUUUCUGUGGGGUAUGAUUAUCACCAAGCCAAACAUCAUCAUGGAGUGGAGGUGAAGGAAGUGGAGCAGGGAGAGGAGCCGUGGAUAAUGGAAGGUGAAUUUCCAUGUCAACAUAGUCCAGAACCUGCUAAGGCCAUCAAACCUAUUGAUCGGAAGUCAGUCCAUCAGAUUUGCUCUGGGCCAGUGGUACUGAGUCUAAGCACUGCAGUGAAGGAGUUAGUAGAAAACAGUCUGGAUGCUGGUGCCACUAAUAUUGAUCUAAAGCUUAAGGACUAUGGAGUGGAUCUCAUUGUAGUUUCAGACAAUGGAUGUGGGGUAGAAGAAGAAAACUUUGAAGGCUUGACUCUGAAACAUCACACAUGUAAGAUUCAAGAGUUUGCCGACCUAACUGAGGUUGAAACUUUUGGCUUUCGGGGGGAAGCUCUGAGCUCACUGUGUGCACUGAGCGAUGUCACCAUUUCUACCUGCCUUGCAUCGGUGAAGGUUGGGACUCGACUGGUGUUUGAUCACGAUGGGAAAAUCAUCCAGAAAACCCCCUACCCCCACCCCAGAGGGACCACAGUCAGCGUGAAGCAGUUAUUUUCUACACUACCUGUGCGCCAUAAGGAAUUUCAAAGGAAUAUUAAGAAGGGGCCAGUGUCAUUCAAAGAUGUGGCUGUGGAUUUCACCCAGGAGGAGUGGCGGCAACUGGACCCUGAUGAGAAGAUAACAUACGGGGGUGUGAUGUUGGAGAACUACAGCCAUCUAGUUUCCUUGGCUUAUGAGGUGGCAACAUCUUGUACUUUGGAGAUUCUGAAGCCGAGCAACUUGCCCAAGUCCUUCUUCUUUUCCCAUUAACAAGAUAUGAUAUCACCAAGCCAAACGUCAUCAUUAAGUUGGAGCAGGGAGAGGAGCUGUGGAUAACGGGAGGUGAAUUUCCAUGUCAACAUAGUCCAGCAUUUAUUUGAAAGACAAACCUCUUGGAUGUGACUCUGGAGACAACACCAGCAGCUCGAGACCAUUCAAUCCAAGGUAUAAAAUGGAGGAAAAUCAGCUCCAUCAUGGUCUGAAUUGAGGAUGAGGCAGAAGAGCAGAGAAUAGCUGAUGCCCAGGUGGCAGCAACUUCACUCUUUCCCUGUGGAGUUGCAGGGUCUCCCCACCUCCACUGCGUCGGGACAUGCCGUGUGCCAUCUCUUCAUCCAUAGCUGCCUCCGGCAUCAGCAGAGAAAGUCAUGGGCAGAUGGAGCUUUGGAUUAGUUCUUUUUUCCAGUCUUCCUUUACUUUAUCUGGAUAAGAUUGGGCAGAUUGAAUUUGAUCUUCUAUACUGGGGCCAGGGAGCAGGGUGGAUCUAGACCAUGCAGCUUUUCCCUACUGUCACCAGAUUGGGAGCAGGGAUUGGCUGCCAUUGUCCUCUCCAGCCUCUGUGUUCCUGGGACACCGCUGACUAGAGGCUGCUCCUCUUCUAAGGGGGUCUGGCACAGAGCGCCACCCAGAGCACAUGGCACCUUCUCUCUCCUCCUGCACCAGUCUCCUUGACCUCUGUAUUGCCAUCAUAUUGAAGCAAACCAUCCAACUCACCAGCCUCUCUCUGGAAUCCAGUCUCAUUGAUUCCUCUCCCUGAGACUCUUCCUCAGUCUCCUUUUAGCCCCUCACAUCCUCAGCCGAAGAUCUCACUUCGUCCCAGAGGCCUUUGCUGACUGACCCCUCAGGUAGGCUAAAUCCCCAUCCUGCGCUUCCAUGACAGCCUGUGGCAGAUGCUAUUUUCUGCAGGUGGCCACAGCCCUAUCUCCCAUCCCACACACUCCUCUCAUAACAUGACCUUGUCACUUCUUCCAUCGCGUGGUCGGGGGUAUGUCUCUUUUCCUUGAGCCUAUGCACAUCUUUGUGAUUGCCCUGACCAAUAAAUAAAGUAGGACAGAAGCGACGCUAUGAGAUAGCCAGGCUGCACUGUAAAAAUGUCAUGCCUUUCUGCUGUGUUGUCAUGGAAUGCUUGCCCUUAGAAGUAAGCUGCCGGACUGUGAUGAAGCCCAAACCAGCCCAAAUGGGGAGACUGCGAGGGGCCACAUGGACAGGUUCCAGCCCACAGGUCAAUUGAAGUCCUGGCUGACAGCCAGUAUCAGCUCCUGGUUUUGUGAAUGAAGAUGCCUCUAAAUGAUUCCAGCCCCCUCCCACUGAUCACACUUAAGACUCCAUGUCUUCCCAGCUGAGGCCCCACAUGUCGUGUGGACCAGAGACAAGCCAGGCCUGUUGGAAUCACAGAAUCCCUGAUGAUAAUGAUUGUUUUUUGCCACUAUGUUUUAGAUUGGUUUCUUAUGCAAUUAGUAACUGAAACAGACUUUACUUCUUUAUACUCAUUAAGGAAUGAGACUGUGUCUUUUUUUUUUUUUUUUUUUUUUGAGUCCGAGUUUUUUGCUCUUGUUGCCCAGGCUGGAGUGCGAUGGCAUGAUCUCGGCUCACCACAACCUCUGCCUCCCGGGUUCAAGCGAUUCUCCUGCCUCAGCCUCCCAAGUAGCUGAGAUUACAGGCAUGCGCCACUAUGCCCAGCUAAUUUUGUAUUUUUAGCAGAGUUGGGGUUUCUCCAUGUUGGUUAGGCUGGUCUCAAACUCCGGACCUCAGGUGAUCCGCCUGCCUCAGCCUCCCAAAGUGCUGAGAUUAUAGGCGUGAGCCACCACGCCUGGCCUGUAUCUUUUUUUUUUUUUUUUUAACUUUUUGUAGAGAUAGGGUCUCUCUGUAUUGCUGAGGAUGGUCUUGAACUUCUGGCCUCAAGCGAUCCUCCUACCUCAGCCUCCCAAAGUGCUGGGAGCACAGGUGUGAGCCACCAUGCCUGGCCUGACACUGUCUCCAGUGUUUAUUGGUGUUUCCUGUGUUGCACAAAGCAGGUGGUGGUGCACCGUCAAUAGUGAGUUUGUGAGUAGAAGGUGUGGGUGUCACACAGUUGGUGUCUGUGCGCCUGGAAGCACACACCUGUUUCUGCUUCCAGAGUUGUCUCUGGCCUGCAGUUCUGUGCUUCCUAGCUUGAUCCGUUCCUCUCCAGGAAUCUCCUCUGCCUCCCCACCCUGACCCACCUGUUGGUGAGAGAUGCAACUGACUGUUUCUGCCACACUUUUUACUGACAGGUGGUACCUGUAUUAUUCCCUCCACCUCUUCAGGGAAGAGGGUGAAGAGAUGAGAGGCUAGGGGUUCCAAACACAAACUUGACCCAUUUUACCAUUUUGUUAGCAACAGUCUUGAGAGAAUCAAUACAAACUUUAGGUAGCUUGGUACUUUGCCCUUCAGGACAGUUCUUCCCUGGUAAUGUUAGAUUGUUGGGGUUAACCAUUACUGUGCCAUUACAGAUGAGCUUCGGCUGCCCUCUAGUGGCAGCAGCAACCUGGAUCUCGAACAAAGAUCAUUCUAGCAUUGGGACCAGCUUUGUGUCAUGAAUACGUCAUCAGUGCCUACCAUAUUACCUGACAUCUAUUCGGAGCUAAUAACUAACUAAUAUUGAUUAACAAACUAGCCAACAUGCACUGUUUUUUUGUUUGUUUUUGAGAUGAGUCUCACUCGCCUAGGCAAGUGGCACGAUCUCGGCUCCUCCUCUGCCUCCCACCUCCCAGGUUCAAGUGAUUCUUCUGCCUCAUCCUCCCUAGUAGCUGGGAUUACAGGUGUGCACCACUACACCCAGCUAAAUUUUUUGUAUUUUUAGUAGAGAUGGGAUUUCCCCAUUUUGGCCAGGCUGGUCUUGAACUCCUGACCUCAGGUGAUCCGCCUGCCUUGGCCUCCCAAAGCACUGGGAUUACAGGUGUGAGCCACUGCACCCAGCCUUUUUGUUUUUUGAGGCGGAGUCUCACUCUGUCACCCAGGCUGGAGUGCAGCAGCGCGAUCUCGGCCUACUACAACCUCUGCCUCCUGGGUUCAAGAGAUUCUCCUGCCUCAGCCUCCCAAGUAGCUGAGAUUAUAGGUGCCCACCACCAUGCCAGGCUAAUUUUUAUAUUUUUAGUAGAGUAAUUCAGUAAUUUUUGUAUUUUUAGUCUUGAACUCCUGAGCUCAGGUGAUCCACCUGCCUUGGCCUCCCAAAGUGCUGUGAUUACAGACGUGAGCCAUCGUGCCUGGCGCUUUGCCCACUUUUUGAUGGGGUUAAUUGGUUUUUUCUGGUAAAUUUGUUUAAGUUCCUUGUAGUUUCUGGAUCUACAAGAAUAUACAAGAUUCUGGAUCUGACCUUUGUCAGAUGGGUAGAUUGCAAAAAUUUUCUCUCGUUCUGUAGGCUGCCUAUUCACUUCGAUGCUAGUUUCUUUUGCUAUGCAGAAGCUCUUUAGUUUAAUUAGAUCCCAUUUGUCAAUUUUGGCUUUUGUUGUAAUUGCUUUUGGUGUUCUAGUCAUGAAGACUUUGCCCAUGCCUAUGUCCUGAAUGGUAUUGUGUAGGUUUUUUUCUAGGAUUUUUAUGGUUUUGGAUUUUACAUUUAAGUCUUUAAUCCAUCUUGAGCUAAUUUUUUAUAAGGUGUUAAGGAAGGGGUCCAGUUUCAGUUUUCUGUAUAUGGCUAGCCAGUCUUCCCAGCACCAUUAAAUAGAGAAUCCUUUCCCCAUUGCUUGUUUUUGUCAGGUUUGUCGAAGAUCAGAUGGUUGUAGAUGUGUGGUGUUAUUUCUGAGGUCUCUGUUCUGUUCCAUUGCUAUAUAUCUGUUUUGGUACCAGUACCAUGCUGUUUUGGUUACAGUAGCCUUGUAGUGUAGUUUGAAGUCAGGUAGCGUUAUGCCUCCACCUUUGUUCUUUUUGCUUAGUAUCGUCUUGGCUAUAUGGGCUCGUUUUUGGUUUCAUAUGAAAUUUAAGGUAGUUUUUUCUAAUUCUGUGAAGACAGUCAGUAGCUUGUUGGGAAUAGCAUUGAAUCUGUAAAUUACUUUGGGUAGUAUAGCCAUUUUCACAAUAUUGAUUCUUCCUAUCCAUGAGCAUGGAAUGUGUUUCCAUUUGUUUGUGUACUCUCUUAUUUCCUUGAGCAGUGGUUUGUAGUUCUCCUUGAAGAGGUCCUUCACGAUUUAUAGAGUUUUUAAAAAGUCUUUGUCUGCUAAGUCCAAUAUCUGGGCUUCCUAAGGGCUGAUUUCCAUCAAUUUAUUUUGUUACUUUGAAUACGUUCCCUUGUCUUUGCAUGAUUUGUGAUUGUCAUUGAAACACGGACAUUUGAAUAUUGCAAGGUAGUAACUCUGGCAUUUAGAUGAUUCUUCUCAUUUAUUUGCUAUGUAUUUGUGAGUGUGUCUGUUUUUAAUCAUUGAAGGCUGUAGUAGUACAUACGUUUAGUGACUUCCAAACUAUUUUUGCAAAGAUUUAUCAUUUUCAUGUGUGGUCACUGAAGUCUCUGAUUCUUUUAGCAUGUGUUCCGCUCACAUUUUGAUAAGAGAUUUCCUUGAAUACUAGGAGCUAAAAAUGGAAGAAAGUACCUCUCCCAGUCUUUGAAGUUUGCCUUUGCACCACAGCUUUUCUUCAGCACUUAGCUAGUCCUGCACUGACCCUCGUGAUCAGGCCAAGGUGAAAACUUAGGUCUUUGUCAGGUAUUUCUGAGCAAGCAUCCUGCCCUGGGCAAAGCCCGUGUAACACCUGAGUGCUUGUGACUGCCCUGCUUUCCCAGAGGAAUUCUCCCCAGCUUUCCUGCUUUCUCAGAGGAAUUCUCCCCAGCUUUCCUUCUCGGAUUUAGGAAGUCUCUAUUAGUUUGCUCGGGCUACCAUAGCAAAAUGCCACAGACCAUGGCUUCAACAGCUGGAAGUUAUUUUCUCACAGUUCUAGAGGCCAGAAGUCAAAGAUCAAGGUGCCAGCAGGGCUUACUUCUUCAGAGUGUUCUCUCAUUGGCUUGCAGAUAGCUGCCUUCUUGCUGUGUCUUCAUGUGACCUUUUCUCUGCACGUCUCUGGCAUUUCUGCUUGUUUCUUUUGUGUUUUUUUGAGAUGGAGUCAUGCUCUGUCUCCAGGCUAGAGUGCAGUGGCACGAUCUCGGCUCACUCAACCUCCACCUCCCGGGUUCAAGCGAUUCUCCUGCCUCAGCCUCCCUAAUAGCUGGGAUUACAGGCACCUGUCACCACGCCUGGCUAAUUUUUGUAUUUUUAGUAGAGACGGGCCCGGCCAUGUUGGCCAGGCUGGUCUCGAACUCCUAACUUCAGGCGAUCUGCCUGCCUCAGCCUCCCAAAGUGCUGGGAUUAUAGGCAUGAGCCACCGUGCCUGGCCAUCCCUGGCAUUUCUUCCUGUUCUUUAAGGACACCAGAGAAUGGAACUCAGCUCUUUCCCCUACUGUUGCCGGGCAUGGUAGCUCACACCUGUAAUCCCAGCACUUUGGGAGACUGCGGGUGGGUGGAUCACGAGGUCAGGAGAUCGAGACCAUCCUGGCUAACACGGUGAAACCCUGUCUCUAUUAAAAAAUACAAAAAAAUUAGCCGGGCGUGGCAGCGGGCGCCUAUAGUCUCAGCUACUCGGGAGGCUGAGGCAGGAGAAUGGCAUGAACCCGGGAGGUGGAGCUUGCAGUGAGCCGAGAUUGUGCCACUGCACUCCAGCCUGGGUGACAGAGUGAGACUCAGUCUCAAAAAAAAAAAAAAAAAGAGAGAGAGAACAGUGGAGUGUUGUGAGUCUCAACUGUCAUGUUUUGCCCCAGUCCUGUGUAGAUUGUUUGCCUUGCAAUGUUUUUGAGCAAUGCUCACCCCUUUUCCAGCCUCAGUGAGUUUCCAGCAAAUAGACAGGCGUCUACAUCAUUCCCUCAGUAGCCCUCAGACGUGCGAUAGCAGAUUUACCAGUAAUUUGAAGGUAAGGUCCGCCCCGUCCCUGUGGAAUGCCAAGAGGCCCCACUGCGAAUGCAGCCUUCUGUCUUCAAGACUCCCGUAGAAGCCAGGUGCGGUGGCUCACGCCUGCAGUCCCAGCUGCUUGGAAGGCUGAGGUGAGAGAAUCACUUGAGCCCAGGAGUUCAAGGGUAGAGUGAGCCACGAUCACGCCACUGCAUUCCAGCCUGGGCAACAGAGCAAGAUCCUGUCUCUUAAAAAACAUUGCCACAAAGGUUUUCUACCUUUCCUUUUUAAGUUGCCUUUUUCUUGAUUCAGCAUUCAUUUGGUUGUUGUAAGGCUUUGGCUGUUUUUCAGAGUUGUUUCUAAUAAUUAUUUGGGUUUUUUUUUGAGACAGAGUUUCACUCUUGUUGCCCAGGCUGGAGUGCAGUGGCGCCAUCUCGGCUCACUGCAACCUCCGCCUCCCCGUUCAAGCGAUUCUCCUGCCUCACCCUCCCGAGUAGCUGGGAUUACAGGCAUGUGCCACCACACUUGGCUAAUUUUGUAUUUUUAGUAGAGAUGGGGUUUCACCAUGUUGGUCAGUCUGGUCUCAAACUCCUGACCUCAGGUGAUCCACCUGCCUCGGCCUCCCAAAGUGCUGGGAUUAUAGGUGUGAACCACUGCGCCUGGCCUUUUUUUUUUUUCUUUUCUGUUUCUGUUGGGUAAUGGGAGCUUGGAGCUGUCUACUCUGCCCUUUUGCUGAUAUCAGUCCUCAAUUAUAUUUUAAAGAGAUUUAAAUAAUAAGGAAAAACAGGCACAUAUAAAUAUAUGUAGUUACCAUUUUCAAUGCCUUUCAUUCCUUUGUGUAGAUCCAGAUUUCCAUUUGGUAUUUUUCUUCUGCCUGAAGGACAUCCGUUAACAUUUCUUACUGUGUUUGUUGGUGAUUAAUUCUUUCAGCUUUUUAUUUAUUUGUUUGAGACAGAGUCUCGCUCUGUUACCCAGGCUGGAAUGCAGUGGCACAAUUAUGGCUCACUGGAGCCUCGACCUCCCAGGCUCAAGGAAACCCCCCAGGCUCAAGUGAACCUCCCAGCUCAGCCUCCCGAGUAACUGAGACUCCAGGCAUGUGCCACUAUGCUUAGCUAAUUUUUGUGUUUUUUGUUUGUUUGUUUGGUUGUUUUUUUUUUUUUUUUUUUGAGAUGGAGUCUAGCUCUGUUGCCCAGGCUGGAGUGCAGUGGCGCGAUCUCGGCUCACUGCAAGCUCCACCUCCUGGGUUCACGCCAUUCUCCUGCCUCAGGCUCCCGAGCAGCUGGGACUACAGGCGCCUGCCACCACACCUGGCUAAUUUUUUUGUAUUUUUAGUAGAGGCGGGGUUUCACCGUGUUAGCCAGGAUGGUCUCGAUCUCCUGACCUCGUGAUCCACCUACCUCGGCCUCCCAAAGUGCUGGGAUUACAGGCAUGAGCCACCGCUCCCGGCCUAAUUUUUGUUUUUUUUUAGAGACAGGGUCUCACUAUGUUGCCCAGGCUGGUCUCGAACUCUGGGGCUCAAGCGAUCUGCCCAGCUCAGCCUCUCAAAGUGUCUCCCAGCCUUUAUGUGUCUGAAAAUAUGUUUAUUUAACUUUCUUAAAAUAUAUUUUCAUUGGGCAUAAAAUUCUAGGUUUGCAGUUUUUGCCUUCAGCACUUUAAAGAUCAAGUUGCACUGCUGUUGUCUCACUUGCACUAUUUCUGGCAAGAAAUUUGGUAUCAUUCUUAUCUUUGUUCCUGUGUAAAAUAACAUGUACUAUUUUCCCAGCUGCCUUCAGGAUUUGAUCUAUAUCAUUGGUUUUGAGCAAUUUGAUUAUGUGAUUUGUUACAGUUUUCUUUGUAUUUCUUGUACUUGACAUUGAGCUUCAGGUCUGUGGGUUUAUAUUUUUCAUUACAUUUGGAAAAUGUUGGGCCAUUAUUUCUUCUAAUAUUUUUCCAUGUCUCAACUUUGUAAACAUAUGGGAUAUAGUUAAAAUUAAUGUUAAUGUCUUUCU